Molecule: messenger RNA, 1458 nt
Organism: Xyrauchen texanus (razorback sucker)
Lineage: Eukaryota; Metazoa; Chordata; Actinopteri; Cypriniformes; Catostomidae
Product: N-lysine methyltransferase KMT5A-A-like
Exons: 5
Coding region: 730-1458 (242 amino acids)
Molecular function (GO): protein binding
Source: RefSeq, a predicted model, not a curated record
UAUGAAUGUGUGUCAUUGCGAGUUUAACACGUGACAAACCUCGUUUUCCCGGGAAUUCAGACACGUGACAAUGACGUCUAAUGGAGCGAAGACAGUUUUUCCCGCGAACGACAACACUGAACACGCUCAUUAAGGAAGAAAAGGUAAGAUGUCUUUUCAUAAAAAUAUACAAUAAGAGAUUCUUGACUAAUAAAUCGAUGUUUAGCGUUGUAUUCACUUGUGUUCUUCAUGUCAAUUGUUAGUUGAACCUGUUUAAUUAUGAAGUUGACGAUUAAACAAUUAAGCCAAUUAAGUUUGUGCUUUCCCACUAGUCACAUUUGUGUAUUGAUGGAUAUAAUUCAGUGUAAAUCUUAGAAAUGCAUUAAUAGCAGUACCUAAGGUACCAAAUUUGCUAUUUGUAUUUUAACAUAUUUUGCUUUGAGGACAUUAUCUUUCUGUGGUGAAGUAGAAAUGAAAUAGUUUGGUGUAUAUCAUUAUUUAUAUCUUACCUCUUACUGUAAUACUCCACAAACAUGGAAGCAAAGUGUGAUCACAGUUGUGACCAGUGGGAUUAAACCCCAAUGUAAAUCAACAUUCUGUCAUUAUUUAAUUUGGAGUCUCUCUCUCUCUCUCUCUCUCUCUCUCUCUCUCUCUCUCUCUCUUUUGAUUGAACAAUUCUUUCUAAGAUAUUUUUUACAUUGUAAUUAUGCUUGUUUAUUCCAUUAAUUUUAUAUAAUCGUUUUUUCCCUCAUGAAAAUUGCCCUAUGUGUGGAAUUCAGCAUGCUGGCUAUCCGUAAAAGACGUAGAAGACCUCAGCAGGAUGCUGAAGAUAACAUCAUAUUUGAAACUGAAAAGCCUGGUCUUCAAGAGCAGUACAUCAGCAAAUAUAAAGGCCGUGGCGUUUUCACCACUGAAUCUUUCUGCAGAGGAGACUUUGUUCUUGAAUACAGAGGUGAACUUCUGAGUUCAAAGGAGAGUCUUGAACGAACUAAAAACUACACUGAAACUGAGAGCACAUUCUUGUUUGAUUUUCAGUGGCAUGGAAAAUAUUGGUGUAUGGAUGCAUCCAAGGAAGACAAGUCCCUGGGAAGACUUGUCAACGAUGAGCACAAAAAUCCAACUUGCAAAAUGAGAACUGUUGAAGUGAAGAAAAAGCCUCAUCUUUGUCUAUUUGCUGUACGAGACAUUUUACCAGGUGAAGAAAUCACUUACAACUAUGGCGACUCGGACUGGCCGUGGAGAGCCAAGUCUUUAAAUGAACCGUCAACAGAAUCCAGUGAUGUAAAAUCAGUCAGCAGUUUGGGCCCACAGAAAUCGCAGCGGUUUCAAUCAAGAAUGUCAAAGUUGCGACAACAUCAUGAAGAUUGUUAUAAUCGCUUUAAAAGAGCAGAGACUGAGAGGAAUGAGAGUGAAAAGAAACAUCUCAAGCUAUUGCAUGAUCAGGUCACUAAACAGCUGUCACAAAAGAUUGCUCGGUGA